CCCCAAGGUCGAGAUGCAGCAGGGCGUAUAAACCCCCAGUCUCCCCAAAGACUACGAAAACUGCUCUUUACCUGGAGUGAAUUGUGAGAUGACUACACGGCUACGGAAACUGGGCUGGGAAUCGACCGGAUGUGUCGUAAUGGCGUUUAUCAUGAACUAGGGGGGACGCAGGUGACAUCUACAAAGACUGGCUGCUUUGAUGCGCUGCUGGAGGCUAGGUGUUCAGGAUACUGGUUUGGGAGGUUUGAUCUCCGUGAUUCUACUGCGAGCGAUACCAAGAUGCGAUUCAUUUUACCUGCUACUACUACUUCUUGACGAUUAUUCUUCACUAUCACUUUCUCCGUGCUUUAGUAAAUUUUCUGUAUUCUUUACCACUGAUCUGCUAUUGCUUCUCCGGUACUUAGCAAAGGAGUCUACCUCCGUCGCUCUAGGAUACGCGGAUGUGGGGAUGAUCGCAUUACUGGACAUCACUCGUUGCAAGGACUGUAAUUGAUAUUCCGAGACAGUCCGUGUGCAGAUAUCUC
Mytilinidion resinicola is the source of this 524-nucleotide messenger RNA. RefSeq lists its product as uncharacterized. The transcript has a single exon. NCBI's taxonomy places the organism in Eukaryota, Fungi, Ascomycota, Dothideomycetes, Mytilinidiales, Mytilinidiaceae. The record is from RefSeq and is a predicted model, not a curated record. The coding region runs from base 200 to 493 and encodes 97 amino acids.